Messenger RNA from Mobula hypostoma (lesser devil ray), 1151 nucleotides. It is a transcript of the gene stx17, whose product is annotated as syntaxin 17. Bases 155 to 1084 code for a protein of 309 amino acids. Gene Ontology annotation, molecular function: SNARE binding; SNAP receptor activity. Lineage: Eukaryota; Metazoa; Chordata; Chondrichthyes; Myliobatiformes; Myliobatidae. Gene Ontology annotation, biological process: vesicle fusion; intracellular protein transport; vesicle-mediated transport. Gene Ontology annotation, cellular component: SNARE complex; endomembrane system; autophagosome membrane. The transcript has 8 exons. The record is from RefSeq and is a predicted model, not a curated record.
GGCGUUGAUUUUAGGUGACGCCGGAAGUAGUUGUGUUGUCAAGUUGUGGUGUCGGUGAACUCAGUUGGCGCUGAGUCGGAACGGCGGUUGUACCGGGCCCGGAGGUCCCGAUGUGUCAUCAACCAAAAAACGCAAAUUGUUGCUUGGAAACAGCAUGGCAGAAGGUCCUGCAAAACUGAGGUAUCGACGGCUGGAGCCAACUAUCCAGAAACUUGUUAAAGUUGCAAUCCCAAUAGAUUUGGAACGGUUACAUAAGCACCAGAUAAAUAUUGAGAAGUAUCAGCGCUGCUGUCAAUGGGACAAAUUGCACCAGGAACACAUCAAUGCGAGCCGCACUGUGCAGCAGCUACGAGCUAACAUGAAGGAAAUGGAAACUAUAUGCCUUCGAGUAAGGGAUGAAGAUUCUCAAGCUUUGGAGAAGAUAAUAAAUCCUGUUAAGGAACAGGCUACAGUAGCAGUGGAUCAAUUCCUGAAACUCCAUUCACAGUUUUCAGAAGUGCACAGUGACCAUGAAAAUGUAGAGAAUUCACAGGACCCACACUCAUCUCUGGUGAGAUCCCAGACUGUAGCAGGAACAUUCAUGGAUCCCCAAGACUCUGGCUCCCAGCUGCUCCAACAUUCUGUUCAGAUGACUGUGCAGCUGCCACAGAUCCCACCACAUCACGAUGCCACUGAAUCAUGGGAAAACCUAGAAGAGAACUUAAUUGAUCUUAGUAACUUGGUAAUUGAAUUUUCCCAGCAGAUUCAUACCCAACAGGAGAAGAUUGACAGCAUUGAAGACCAUGUCAGUACUGCCGCUGAGAAUGUUGAAGAGGGAACCAAGAACUUAGCCAAGGCCGCUAAAUAUAAACUUGCACUGUUGCCUGUGGCAGGUGCUGUCAUUGGUGGUGUGAUUGGAGGGCCCAUUGGUCUCCUGGCAGGCUUCAAAGUGGCAGGGGCUGCAGCUGCAGUUGGAGGAGGAAUACUAGGCUUCACAGGAGGGAGAAUGUUACUGAAGAAAAAGCAGCAGAAGAUAGAUCAGGAACUUGCACUUUCUACCAGCUGUGCAAAUCUGAAGACUCAAGCUGAAAAAAAAACCAGCUGAAUGCAGAAACUAGCUGAAGUGGCCUUGCAGAAAAAAUUACUGAGAAAAUUAUUUUUUUUUAAAACAA